Macadamia integrifolia is the source of this 2564-nucleotide messenger RNA. RefSeq names its product dolichol kinase EVAN. Bases 242 to 1963 code for a protein of 573 amino acids. Gene Ontology annotation, biological process: dolichyl monophosphate biosynthetic process. NCBI's taxonomy places the organism in Eukaryota, Viridiplantae, Streptophyta, Magnoliopsida, Proteales, Proteaceae. The transcript is spliced from 14 exons. Gene Ontology annotation, cellular component: endoplasmic reticulum membrane. The record is from RefSeq and is a predicted model, not a curated record. Gene Ontology annotation, molecular function: dolichol kinase activity.
UUCCAUCACUAAUUUCUCAGAUUAAGUAAUCGAGUUUCGGAGUUUCAGGUAACCAAGCACUAACGGCGAUACCAACCAGGCGACCACCAUUGAAUGGGCUUCGCGCGCAUUCUUAGUUCUUACGGUUCAUGCCCGCCUCAUCGAUUCCGUUCUCCCUAGUUUCUCUCUGGAUUUCCUGCUAAUUUAAUUAGUGUUUAAAUCUGUUGAAUUUCGUUAUCGUUGGUAGUUUGUCUGAUCGGGAAUGGCAGUCACGGCUGCAUCUCUCAUCAAUGGCGAGAGAGCAGUCGUUCUGCUCUUCAUGUCUUGCCUUCUCAUCUAUACUCCCCCCUCACUCUUUUUCCAAGGCUUUGCCCUUUCUCUCCUCGCUUUCGCCGGAUUAUUUGUUGAGAUCUCCGCCGAGAAUUCUACCUCCUUGAACCGCUUCAGAACCCGGCCGGGCGCUUCAUCAGGAAUACUGCUGGGAGCGGUUACACUGCCUGCCGUCAUGCUUUCUCGUUUGAUACAGCUCUCAAGAGCACUCUCCACACAUAAUAUAGGAAUUGAAGAAGUGGGUGAUCUCAAUGUGCAAUAUUGGACUGUUUCUUCUAGCUGCCUUGGCGUGCUUGUUUUCCUUUGCUCAAUCAUAUGGCAUUCAACCACGAAUAGUUCUUUUCCUUGGUGUAGUGUUCGAGAGGCCAAGUUUAACUUCAUUUUUAUACUCUUUUAUUCAGCAUUGUGCUCUCUGUCUCUUGCUUCAAAUUCUUCUAUCGGAUUCAAUGUAGCAGUGAAGUUGUUGUGGGUACUUUGUCAUGGGUUCGCAGCGGUGAGAUUGAUUCAGCAUAUUCUUCAUACCUUUCCAUCAUGUGCUUCAAUUGGUGAGGCACUUUUGGUGACUUCUGGUCUUGUUUUCUAUUUUGGUGACAUGUUCGCAUGUACUCUUGUUAAGAUGGAUGCAUAUUUAACUUCAUCAAGUUUAGCUUCUGCACGAUAUGGAAGUAGAAGAAGUGAGAUAAGCACCAUCAUUCAGGGAAUGCUAGCUGGCCUUGUUGUUUUCCCCAUGUUUUUUAAGUCUGUUCUUCGAAUUUGGGCACGCUUAACAGACAUGGUCAACUCUGAAGCUUGUGCAACUGAAGAAAGAACAUCCCUAGGGAUUGAGAGAUCUUUUAUUUUCUAUGCCUCUCUGGCAGUUACCUUGAUUGUGAUUGCUCCUGCAUGGAUACAAUUUGUUCAGAAUUUCCUUGUGCACCCAUUAUUAUGGGUUUUCAAUUUUGUUUUUACAGAUCCACUUAAAAUACUUCCCUUAUGUUUCUACUGGAUUGGUGUCAUUGUUGUGUCGGUUUUCCGGUUUUACCAUAUUUCUAAGAACAGCAAAAUUGAGAGGAUUCUUCUUCGAAAAUACUACCAUCUGGUGGCAGUGCUAAUGUUUGUGCCAGCUUUUAUUUUCCAGCCAAUUUUUAUUGAUCUAGCAUUUGGUGUGGCUUUGGCCGUCUUCUUGGCAUUAGAAAUUAUUCGAGUAUGGAAAAUUUGGCCUUUGUGGCGACUGGUACAUCAGUUCAUGAAUGCCUUUACAGACCAUCGUGAUUCAGAUAUCCUUAUUGUUAGCCAUUUUUCUCUCUUGUUGGGCUGCGCUCUUCCUAAGUGGAUGUCUUCGGGGUUCAAUGAUCGACCACUCGCCCCAUUUGCUGGAAUUUUAAGUUUAGGUAUUGGCGAUACAAUGGCAUCGAUGGUUGGCCACAAGUAUGGUGUCCUUAGGUGGAGCAAAACUGGGAAGAAAACUGUUGAAGGUACUGCAGCUGGUAUAACAUCUGUGCUGGCAGCAUGCUCUGUUCUUCUUCCACUUCUAGCAUCAACUGGCUAUAUACUUUCCGAGCAUUGGUUCUCCUUGCUCCUAGCUGUCACGGUCAGUGGAUUGUUGGAGGCCUACACAGCCCAGCUUGACAAUGCCUUCAUUCCUCUGGUGUUCUACAGCCUUCUUUGUUUGUGAAGCCCUUCUCUCUAACCUUGUAUAUCUGACACAUAAUAUUGCCCUUAGUCAAUACCCUGAUAUAGCGGGGAGCAUUUUUAUUCUAUGUAGUGUGCUUCAUUAAGCACUAGUACUGUACAUAAUACUACUAACUAGAUCGUGAUCCAAGUUGAUCUGGAGAACCUAGGGAGUGUAGGGUGAAGAUAACAAGAAUGAUACCGAUUACCGAGACAGAAAAUAGGCAAAAUAAAAGAAAUCUUCCUCAUACAACAGGCUGUUUUAAAUAGGAGAUUGUUCAGGCCAAGGCGAGCAUCAUCACAUAUUAUCCUGAUUGGGAAACGGGUGACUGAUGUUGGGAGUACAAGUUCUGGUUGAGAUAGGAAGCCCUCACAAUGGCAUUCCUGGUGAAGCGAAUCACCUUUUACAGUUCCCCGCCACUUCUUGAGCUGCUGUUGAAACAUAAGAGCAUUUUUGAUACAGUGUCGUAGUUGUACUCUAUACUUACAUUGCAGAGGUUAAUCCGUCACAUGGACUUUUAUCAUCAAAGGGGUAAUUUUAUAAAUGUCAUUGAAUCUUUUGACUAUAGGGGUAAUUAAUGAUUGAAUCUAGCUUAUUGAUGUCA